CCCGAGUCUGCCCAAAGGGUCGAUCGUGGUGUGCGCGGAGCAGGUCGCGAAGUGAGUUCACGCACGCAUGCACACAUUCACGCACGUGUGCAUGAUAGACAAUUUCCUUCUUUCGUCGCGGGAAAGACGAGCGCUAAAAUGUCGGUUACCCUGACUCGAGUAAGUUCAAAUUGCCGCUCGUACAUUCACAUCUGUGUCUGCCGCGUGUAAAACAGAAGAAAGGAGACAUCGCGCAUCCGUAGUGUUGCGCACGGAUGUCAUUCGCGAGAAACAAAUCGCCUUGGUGCCUUUGUGAAAACAAACUUCUAUUCGAGGGAAUGUCGACGCUCUACAUGUUGACAGAGUCGUCUAAGUUCCUCCCUCUUAUCGCGGAGUUACGGAGACUUUUACGUUGAUUGAUAUUUACAAGUGAGGUUCCGCGUCGAGGAGCACGCAUUGAACAAUUUCCGCGCAGUUUGACGCCGCAUGACUUUGUCAUCGCCCGUUCCUCGCUCGCGCAUCGUAUCACGUCGACCGGGUAAAAAUGUGAUUGAUCCUCGUACACGGCCUUAUUUUAUCAUAUUCUCUUUCGCCAGUUGGUUCGGUGUGCGUGCGACAACGAGGACACGACGACGGCCGCCGGCGCACCUUUCUUUCAUUUUAAAUAUAACAGUAUAUAAAUAAGUAUGAGCAAUAGCGGGAGUGCGUGGCGAGACUCUUCGCGUCGCUACCGUUGUUGAUUUUUCUGCCGCAAGCACGCGCGCGCGCGGAUACGCGUUGUUUAUCAAUGCGCUCUCUGCGCUAGACGGAGAUAGUAGGCGUCGGGAAACACUUGAAGGAGUGACAGCGAGAAUUGACAAAUGUGAUAUGUGUUGUCUUUUUUUUUCAUUGAAUGUGCUCAUCGAAAAAUUCUGAUUUUUUUCCUCGCUGACCACGCUGUACUUCUACAGUAUUUUUUUUGUAUGGACAUGUGACGGCCAAGCAUUAUCAAGCAGAUAGAAUAUUACGCCGGCAAGCUAGAAUCGAAGCCUUUGAUGCCGCUACAUCUGGGGAGGGUUCACUGUAUGGCCCUGGAGUGGAUGACUCCAUGUGACCUUAAGACUAGAAGAGACCAGGAUAAAUUUUUUACUUCUGAUAAGGAGCAUUUAUUGUGCUGACAUGUCUGACAAAAAUGUCACUAAGGAAAGCUCAAAAGUCUUAAUUGAGAAGAAUAUAAGUACGUUUGUCUACAAGCAAGCAUUUAAGUUAUUUGUACAGUUUUAAAUGAUGAGGAACAUUUAUUAUCAGGUAUUGAUCGAACAUAAACUGAACGAUUACCAGUAUCUCCAGUAUACAAGAAAUAUACGUGAUGCUGUUACUUUCAAACUACUUGCAGCUGUGCAACAAGCUGCAGCACGACGCUGAAGAUUGUCCCAAAUGUAUUGAUGCCUAUAUAAUGUUACAAGAAUUUUGCAUAUUUGCCGUAGUACUGGCACGUCUGCGCGAGCGAGGAACAGCAGCUGUUCCUAUGAACGCUUCUUGCUCAUUACACGGUGAUGGAAAAGGCAGUAAUUAUAAAACUGGCUCAAAGAGGAUGGCAUAUGAAGUAUUUUUGGGUGGGUCUUGUAAUCCAACUACCUGGAGGACAGACAUAGCAAUACCGACUCUUCAAAGCCUUGGCAUUACUUAUUAUAAUCCUCAAGUGUCACAAUGGGGUCCAGAAUUAAUAGCCCAAGAAUAUGAGGCGAAGCAGACGGCGCGAAUUUUGCUGUUCGUCAUUGACAAUCAAACGCGUAACAGUGCGGGCAUCAUUGAGGCAGCUCAACUGGCAGCUACACGUAGCGAGUCCUUGGUCCUUGUCAUUUACCCAUAUCGUCAGGGACAGACUAUACUUGGGGAGACUGUUUCCACACACGGGUGGUCUAUCGCGGUGCCAAGUCCAUUUAUUAUGUCAAUGAUGGUAUUGGAAACUUUGAAGGUUAAAUUAAGGGAAUAUUAUGAUUUGAUGAACGGGUUGUUAGUGCUCCAGUACCUAAUGGAAAGGCAAAGGAUACCGAUAUUUGAGAGCGUAUCAGUUGCCCUUCACUGUACGUCUAAGAUGUUACGCGAAGAGAUUAAUGUGCAGGAUUGCAUGAAUACCGAGGAUGGCAUCAGACCUGUAAGAAUCUCGCUCACUCAGAAUGGAACGGAUACAGUAAAAUUGCGGGAAAUUUUCAAAUCUAUGGACGUUAAUGAUAGUGGCACAGUAAAGUUAGAAGAAGUUUGGAUGACAUUACAGUCGAGUACAAUGUGCAAUAAUGUGUCUUUUUCGGACCUGCUCAAUACUGUGAAUAAGUCCGAAAUCUACAGGACAUCGAUAGACGGAUUUUCAAAAGAUGAUGACCCGACUGAAUUGCGAAUCAAUUUUGAGCAGUUUUGUGUUCUUGCCAGCGAGUUGUCGUGGACACGGACGAAGAAUAAUGGCGUCUCUUGUGAAAGUGAGAUACCUUCAGUAUGGAAUAUAUUAUGUAGGAAGACUUCAAAUUUCUUGCGCCGAGUUAUCGUACAUCCCUUUAAUCGCUUCCUAGAUUGGACCAAUUCCUUCGUACAAGAAUUUGAACAAAGAGAUAUUUACAUUGGCGUAGUCAAUAAAGAUCUGUUUUGGUUAGAAACAUCCGCAGCACCAUUGAUAGAGUCAAUGAGAUUGUCUUUAUACCGACCAAGCUUGAAUGAAUACAACGUACGAAUAUUGCCACAAGAAUUGCAGAAGAUAAAGAAUUCACGACUGAUCCUGUUAAUAGUACCGCAGCAUUCGCGCGGAAUCGCUAUUAUGGCACUGGCAGCUCACUUGAUUGGAUUACACUCCAAGCUCGUCCUCUGUGUUCAAAUUCUUCCUGAGGGUUCUAUUGUGUCUGAUGAACAACUGACUGAUCAAGCCCGAAAGGAUUACAAUCGGGGAAGAAUGUACCUGUCGGACUACGCAACGCGUGAAGGUGUACCUGUUUUUCAGAAUAUCGCUGAUGCUCUGCAACAUGCGAUACAAUUAGUUCAAAGUCCUUGUUGACUUAAUUAAUUAAGUCAACCUUGCUUUUUACUGUUUUUUUUUCUAUCUUUUUUUCAUACAUAUAAGCUCAUUAGUUCGACAACUAAUUUAUUUUUAUUUUUAACAAUGUCUAACUAUUAUUUUCGAGGUCGACACGAACAUCAUAGGUAUAAUGUUGAUGAUCAUACCGUAUUCAUCAUUAUUAUACCUAUAAAAAGUAAUUAUUAGUUACAUAGCGAUUUAUUGGCUACUUUUGCUAAUAAGAAUUUUCUUAUAAUAUUUCUUAUCAUUAAUUCUAUCUCAUUGACAUUGCUCUCGCGUGUUAUUUACGCACUUUUUGUUAACAAUGCCUUUUUCUUACAUAGUAUUAUUACUAUUGUCAGUUUUAAGUUUUUGACAAAGUUGAAACAAUCAAAACUUUUUAUUUAUAUCAAAAUGUUAUAUUUAUUGUUACUAUUUGUCACAAAAGCAUGGCAUUUCCGAAACAAUUAUUUUUAAUUUGUUAAUUAUCAUUAAUGAUCCUUUUAUUGUUUAUUUUAUUUAAAAAAAUACAUAUUUUAUAUUUGCUAACAAAUCGAGCAGUUAACUAUUUUACUAUUAUUUCAUUGUUUUAUUACUACCUUAUUUUUUUACCUAUCCUUCUUCUCUUUUUGAAUAACAUAAAACUCAUUACUUAUCACAAAUCAAUAGAAAAAAAAGCAGUUUCUCACGGUGGACGUAUAUAACUUUUCCUUUUUUUUAAGUAACUUAACAUUUGCAAGUUUAUGCAACUUUUUGAUUAUGUGGUUGAGGAUUAAUUUAAUAUAUGUGUAUAUAAAACUUAUAAUUGUCUCUUUAAUGAUUUAAUCGAAUUAUUAAUUUUUGAAAUCCAAUUGAGGAAGAAUGUGAGAAAAAGGAUAUAAGUAUAUUUGCUUGUAUUUCGAAUGCGUUCAUAAUACAGGACUUUCCAGUUGUAUUAUAAUGUAAUGUUUCAAAAACAUUAUUUCUCACACACACAUACACACACACACGCACGCACGCACGCGCGCGCACACACACACACACACACACACACACACACACACACAAUAAAGUAAUAUUCGUUACAAAAAAUAUUUCAAACACAUUGUGAAAAUAAAUUGCUGAGAUUUUAUGUAUGAAUAUUUAAUGUAUAAAUUAUUGUGUAUAUAUGCACAUUUCCUGAUCUUUCAUAAGCAAUUUUAUACACGGCUUGUAUUUAAGAUGAUGUCCUUUUAUAAAUAAAAAACUUGGAGAAUUGAAUGAAA
Messenger RNA from Monomorium pharaonis (pharaoh ant), 4245 nucleotides. RefSeq lists its product as uncharacterized. Gene Ontology annotation, cellular component: plasma membrane. The record is from RefSeq and is a predicted model, not a curated record. The transcript is spliced from 17 exons. Lineage: Eukaryota; Metazoa; Arthropoda; Insecta; Hymenoptera; Formicidae. Gene Ontology annotation, molecular function: calcium ion binding. The coding region runs from base 1328 to 3001 and encodes 557 amino acids.